AUGAUGGAAUGCUGUGACAAUGACGAGGUGUCACUUAGAUUGUACCAGACAUUGACAGGAGCCGGCUUUGCUAACCGCCCAGCCAGUCCUCUAGAUGAGAUGGAGAUAGAGUAUGAACCUCUAUUGAACACACUCGAAGAACUCACCCUUGCCUCCCCAGAGGAAAUGCAAGCAUGUGAAGACACAAUCAUGGCAGACAUGGAGGAAUGGGUCCCAAUCGACGACGAAGCACAGGUAGGCAACGAAGACAAGGAUCUCAAAGACACUGAUGACAUCCCAGCGGAGCAAUACGAGCAGCUCCGAGCCAAAUACCUAGAUGCCGACUGCCAAACCACCGAGGACGUCCUCUGCGCAUGCAUCGAAUGCAUCAAGCUAUAUGAAUGGGACGAUCCAGCCGGCCCUAGCGAAUCCUUCGCCCCAAUCCUCUACAAACCCACCUUCAACACCUUCCAACCCAUCCCAGAAUCCGACCUCCCAACAUGGGCAGAAAUCCCAGACGAAACCCCUCCUCUAUCCCUCUCUCCCUCCCCGCCUUCCCCCCUCCCUCCAAACCCCGCUCCAGCACAAAGACCCCAAAUCAACCCCUUCCCCCCUUCAAUCUACAAAACCUCCCUCCUCCACUCCCCCUCUCUGUCCCCCACCUCCUCAACCCCCCUCCUACCCUUCUACACGCACCAAUACAUCCUCUCCCUCCGUCUCCUCCACCUCCGACGCCGCUGGUCCCACCUCCCUCUCUCCGACUUCACCGCCGAACUCGGCACACUCUCCCUCUCCCUCUCCCUCUCCAACGCCUCCAACAACCUCUCUCCCUGGCCGCCCCUCGCAGCCUGGCUCGCGCUUUACUACAAGACGAUGCACGGCGUACCGCGGAAUCGCCGGUUUAAAGUUAAAUCGGGGUUGUUGAAAGAGUUGCAGGGGGUUGCGAUGUUGAGGGCGAGGGAGAAUAAGGCGGCGGUUAUGGAGGUGGUGGAGGCGAGGGGGGAGAGGUUGGUGGGGAGCGUUUGGGGAGAGGUGAGGAGGGGGGUGCAGGAGGAGUGUGAGGGGAGGGGGAGUUUGGAGUUGGGGGGUUUGCCAGAGUUUACGGAUGAGGUUGUUGGGAGGAUGUCUGGGGGUUGGUCGUGGGUUGAUUAA
Bipolaris victoriae FI3 is the source of this 1131-nucleotide messenger RNA. RefSeq lists its product as hypothetical. Lineage: Eukaryota; Fungi; Ascomycota; Dothideomycetes; Pleosporales; Pleosporaceae. The coding region runs from base 1 to 1131 and encodes 376 amino acids. The transcript has a single exon. The record is from RefSeq and is a predicted model, not a curated record.